Acomys russatus (golden spiny mouse) is the source of this 1060-nucleotide messenger RNA. RefSeq names its product LHFPL tetraspan subfamily member 6 protein-like. The transcript has 3 exons. Gene Ontology annotation, cellular component: membrane. NCBI's taxonomy places the organism in Eukaryota, Metazoa, Chordata, Mammalia, Rodentia, Muridae. The record is from RefSeq and is a predicted model, not a curated record. Bases 628 to 1023 code for a protein of 131 amino acids.
CAAGGCAGGUGUGCCCCCAUGUUGUCAUCACACUGGCAGUCCGAGGGUCAGAAACACUAAGUGUAAUUGGCUUCAAGCUCUGUGUUACAGUGAGGUAACAGACUCGUUUGAGUUGGGAUGCUGAGUCCCAGGAGGCACAGCACAAAGAUUCCACACAUAACUUAUACUCUGUUCCGAUGGAAUCCAAAGAUUCUGACGUCUUCGUUUCUUCUCUUUAUAUCAGCCAAACCUCUCUGACAACAUUUAUAUUGCUUACUAGAACACAGAUCAUGUGAUUUAUAAAUAAGCCCAUGUUUUAACCAUAUGCUUCUAGGGAAAUCACCUGUUUCUUUGUAAAAUAAUAAUCACCUUCAUGGCUUUUCUCUUCUUUUUUUGAGAAUUAGAUCAAGCCAUCUAUUCAUAAGCCUGGUGUCCUGACACACAGUAAUGAACGACUCUGCAGGGGCCACCAUCAUUACCACAAAGAAUGAGAGGUUGAUACAUUGUAAGACUGAAGAUUUGUAACAGCGCUUAGCUGCAUCCUCCUUGAAGAACUGUGGAUUCCCUGGGAGUGUCUAGUGACCACCUGCCUUCAUUUCCACCUUCAGGACAAUCAGGUUGAGUCCUCAUUGCAUCGCCUGGUGAAAGAUGGCAUCCAGCCUGACUUGUACUGGAGUGAUCUGGGCUUUGCUCUCCUUCCUUUGUGCUGCCACCUCCUGUGUGGGCUUCUUCAUGCCUUACUGGCUCUGGGGAUCUCAACUGGGCAAACCCGUGUCCUUUGGCACUUUCCUGAGGUGCUCCUAUCCGAUGCAUGAUGAGAGUCGGCAGAUGAUGGUGAUGGUGGAGGAAUGUGGGCACUAUACCUCCUUCCAGGGCAUCCCCAGCACAGAGUGGAGGACCUGUACCAUAGUGACCAGCCUGGGCUGUGGCCUGCUCCUCCUUGUAGCUCUCACUGCCCUUAUGGGUUGCUGUGUGUCAGAUCUCAUCUCCAGGACAGUAAGAAGAGUGGCUGGAGGAAUACAGUUUCUUGGGGAGUCCCAGUAGGAUGUCCUCACAUCUGUCCCAAUCUCUUGGUAAGUGA